CUCUGUUGUCCUCUGUCAUCCCCGCGCGCUGUGAUUCGGUAUCUCUCUCGCGCAGGCGGCGGUGGCGUGGCGCAGCGCGCGCCCAUUACCCGCGCAGUUUAUCUUUUUCUUGCCUGGCUCGCGCGAGCGGAAGGCGCUCUCACGAGGAGCUGAGCUCGCGCUGCAAUCUGUGGCAGCUGGAAAUGGACAGCGACAGCAGAGGAGCUCCGCAGCCGACUCACUCAGAUAUUAUGAAACGUCCAAAGAAAAACGAGUGGAUGGACAACAACCUUCCCACCAAAAGUAAGGAAGGCCAGGAGGAAGAAGAAGAGGAGAAUGAAAGGGUGAGGAGGGUGAGGGUUGGAUUCAAGGCCAAGCGGGAGCGUCGGCCGGGCAGCAGCAGCGCCACCAUGUGCCAGGUGUGCAACAUAAGGCUAAACUCCAGCGCCCAGGCGCAGAUCCACUACAGAGGCAAGACGCAUCAGAGGAGGCUUCGCCGACUGGCAAAAGCUGUCAGCGCAGGAGCGCUGUCCCAGAACCAGGUCCACCCGCUCCUCGGGUCGCUGCCCCUCCCGGGUCGACCCCUUCAGCCGCAGACCCAGCUGGAGCACUUCCUGCCGCUCAGGGUCAACGGCUCCUCGCCCCUCAGCCUCUUCCCCAACUUCAACGCUGUAAGGAAACAUGAUUUAAAUUGUCACAUUUCUAUACUUUCAAGUCAAAGAUCAGAUGCUAAUGAGUAUUUAGAAAUAUCAAGGACUCUUGAUAAAACCCAGGCAGAAGCCCACUACAAAGGUCACAAGCAUGCUCGCAAGCUAAAGGCCAUGGAGACCCAGAAGAACCGGCAGAAGAAUGGACCCGGUCAGCCCUCUGCUGGGAAAGACAGAGACGCAGAGACGGCGAUGAUGGAGGGGGAAACGGCGCCGAUCGAUGCUCAGCUGAAAGACAAAACAGACCCAAACGCCUCGCCCCAGCCUGAAAGCAGCCAUGGGAACUCGCAGAGCGCCUCUCCAUCCUCCACGCCUUCAUGCUCAGACUCCUCCUCACCCUCCUCUGCUCAUCAGACCCUCCAAGCCUCCGACGGCUCCCAGCUUUCCGACCUUCCUUCAGAUCCCCCACAUGCAGACGGCGGCGACGCGGCCAGUGGUUCGGCAUCAGACUCUGAUCCUCAGGGAAGCGCCGCAGCAGGAGAGGAGGAGGCCGCCGCGGGGAAAGAGGCCAAAAACAACAAAAAGCCUCUGCACUGUCCAACCUGCAAAGUGACGGUCAACUCCAACUCCCAGCUGGAGUCUCACUGCAGCGGCUCUAAGCACAAACAGAUGCUGGACGGUCAGAACAACAGCCAAUCGCACCGCAGGGUCAAGGUGACAUCAACUCCCAGACCAAAAGGUCGAAUGAAGCAGCGGAUGGGGAGCAAGAGCAGAACGGUUGUUGGUAUAACCAGCCAAGCAUUUCACUGUGAACUGUGCCAAGUGUCUGUCAACUCAGAGACGCAGCUGAAGCAGCACACAAAUAGCAGGAGACACAAAGAGCGAUUGGCUGGGAAGCCUGUCAAAGCAAAGUUCACCCCCUAUAAUAAACUUCACCCCAAUGCUGUCUUAGCGACUAAACUGGCUCUGCACAAGCAGUUGUCCAAAGCCCUGCCGGCGGGUCUCCUGAGCGGCCCCUUCAACCCAGCUGCACUAUGCAGCAUGACGUCCGGGCCCCUGGCGCUGCGACUGCCUCCGGGGCCCACAGCCAUCAUCCCCGGCCCCAUCAUAAACCCCACACUCUUCAGGCCUGCGCCGGGACCGCUAAGGGCCACACAUGCUCCUAUAAUCUUCUCUCCUUAUUAGUGAUUAGCACAAGCUAUUUGAACUGAGAGAGGAGUGGAAAACUUGACCAAAACUGGACUUGUGGAAAUGAUUAUCUUGGUCGGCUGUUCCCAGCACAGUUCUGCCUAGGUGACCCAAAACACUGCAGAUACAAAYGGAGCAGCGAGAUUCUCAGCUGAUGGAGGACUCAGAGCUCCAGGAAGGAUCAGCUGUCAGCCGUUUCCUGGCGAGCAAACAGCCGAGUGCGUGUCUGGACCUCUCUGCAAGCCAUAAUGAUCACUUAGUUUCAUUACUGACAACAACAAACUAAGAUAUCAAGGAGUUUAAAUGCUUGAAGACAUGCUUUCAUUAUAGAGAUUUCUAAUCGUACUCUGGAGAAAACACUCGCAGCUUUAGUUUUCAUAAGGGAAUCAAAGCUUAUCGUUUCCAUGUUUCAUUAUUGCCCUAUAAAACGUUAUAAGAAUAUAAGCGACUUAAACAUUUAAAACAGAAAUCUGCAGUUUUGCACUGAUGAAAAUUUUGUAUCUUUACAAAGUUGCAUCUUUUUUUAUGCUCAUUUAAUGUACAUUUGUUUUAUUUUGAUUUAAAAUGUCUUUUUUAGUCUGUAUCAGUGUCUGUUGAUGUUUGUGUGAAAACGGUGACAAUCAGCCGCCAUGCUUACAUGAAUGAACGAGCGUCUACCUAACAACAUCUAAUGUACAAAGUGAAAUGAUUUUAAAUAAAGUUAUAGUUAUUGUUUGGUAUAUUUAUUAAAGUUUACACUUUAGGUUACCCUGUUUACGGCAUUUUUAUAUGAAAAGUAGUAUUUAUCUGCCAUUACAGAUUUGUUUAUCAAUAUGUUGCUUAACAUUCAUGAGCACCAUACAGAGGCAUAUUUCUCUUUGACAUUACACAAAAUGGGAAAAACAAGAGCACAUUAUUUAUAAUCUCUAAUUCUGCCAAUAUUGAACUGCCAUGUGAUCCUUUGGGAAAACAUUUUAAUGUUUAAACAGGUGAAAUUUAAGGUAAAAUAAUGGUUAUGCAACAGCUUGAUGCUGUUUGUGCACUAUGAAUGAUCAGGUUCUGCCUGAUCAGAAACAUCUAAAUGAGUUAUUUUGUUUAGAGGGUAAAGAACAAUCUACUUUCAUUACAGAUAUAAAUCUACCAUGUGACUGCUGAAACUCACUGAGCAAUAUUCUUUUUCUUUUUAUGCCACCUGCUAAGAUUAACCAGAAGUGUAACUGUUUAUUUAUUGCAAUAAUGUAAACCAUUAUGUGACUAGGAAAAUGUUAAUAAUGUAUUCCACAUCAACUUAUAAAUAUCUCUUGUUGUUUUGUAA
Poecilia reticulata (guppy) is the source of this 3108-nucleotide messenger RNA. NCBI's taxonomy places the organism in Eukaryota, Metazoa, Chordata, Actinopteri, Cyprinodontiformes, Poeciliidae. The record is from RefSeq and is a predicted model, not a curated record.